Messenger RNA from Papaver somniferum (opium poppy), 1610 nucleotides. Its product is annotated as pirin-like protein. The transcript is spliced from 6 exons. Bases 171 to 1151 code for a protein of 326 amino acids. The record is from RefSeq and is a predicted model, not a curated record. Lineage: Eukaryota; Viridiplantae; Streptophyta; Magnoliopsida; Ranunculales; Papaveraceae.
UUCAAGUCGUUACUAACUUCUAACUUCUUUGUUUUUUUCUUUUUUGUUCAUGUAUAAAUACUACUAGUAAACAGGGUAUAGAGAAGAAGAACAGAGAUAGAGAUAGAGAUAGAGACAGAGACAACUUCACAAACAGAGUGAAGACCUAAUUGUUCAAUAGAUUAAGACGUAUGAGAGCUAUUAUAAAUAAUCACAGAUUUCUAUCCCAAUUGCUCUCACGAACCAAAACCAAAAUCUCUUCUUGUUUCUUGAUUAGAAGUAUGUCUUCAGAAGUUAAUCAGAAUUUCAAUAAAUCAAGAUUGGUCAUUAAGAAAGUAUUAGCUAAACCUCAACGUGAAGGAGAAGGAGCUACUGUUAGCAGAAGCAUCGGAAGAAUGGAAUUGAAGUCCCUGGAUCCUUUCCUUAUGUUGGAUGAAUUUUCUGUUUCACCUCCUGCUGGAUUCCCAGAUCAUCCUCAUAGAGGUUUUGAGACUGUUACAUAUAUGCUAGAGGGAGCUUUUUCUCAUCAAGAUUUUUCAGGGCAUAAAGGAACAAUCAAAACUGGAGAUGUUCAGUGGAUGACUGCUGGUAGAGGAAUUAUUCAUUCAGAAAUGCCUGCAGGGGAAGGUAUUCAAAGAGGUUUACAACUUUGGAUCAAUUUAGCAUCUAAAGAUAAAAUGAUCGAGCCGAGGUACCAAGAAAUUCAAAGCAAAGACAUAGAACGAGCAGAAAAAGACGGGGUUGAAGUUCGAAUUAUUGCGGGAGAAUCCAUGGGUAUACGCUCACCAGUUUAUACAAGAACGCCAACAAUGUACCUUGAUUUUACACUAAAGUCAGGAGCUGAAUUGCACCAAAGUAUACCAGAAUCAUGGAAUGCAUUUGUUUAUGUAAUUGAAGGGGAGGGAAUAUUUGGUUCAACCAACUCCAGUCCGAUUACGGCUCAUCAUACGUUAGUUUUAGGCUCUGGUGACGGAUUGAGUGUUUAUAAUAAAUCUGGAAAUUCACUUAGGUUUGUGUUAAUUGGAGGCCAACCUUUGAAUGAACCUGUCGUGCAGUACGGGCCGUUUGUUAUGAAUACACAAGCUGAAAUUGAUCAGACAUUCGAGGAUUAUCGGUAUUCUAAAGACGGAUUUGAGAAGGCUAAGUACUGGAAAUCUCAACCUUUGGGCUGAAGUAACAAGAUACUUUGUUGAAAUUAUAGGCUCAUGGGUGUUAUCACUUUGCAAAGGGAAAACACAUUAAUAAAGGUAUGAAGUUUCAAGAUUCAGUUAAUCAUCAUCUCAUUUUUAUCAUAGUGUCUUAAUAUUCAAAUCCAUUAGAAACCGUUUGUUGGUGUUCUUGUACAAACUGUUUGUUGGGUUUAUUCAUUUUUUUGUUCAAAGUGCUUACUUUUGGGUUCUUGGUGUUAGAUAGAUUGAUGUAGUUGUUGGUGGUGGUGUUGGUGAGUUGUGUUGUUAAUCAUUUUUUGCACCCAAUAGUUGGAAGGAGGUCAAUAGGUGCAAGAAGCACUCGGUGUUUGUAAUGAGUUGAUACUCAAAACUCCUUUCGAGUGUUGGGUGGGGUAUAAUUGUUUCAUCAUUCAUGUAAGCUUUACCAAGCUUGUAGGAAUUUUUUAUUUUAUUUUUGGCAAA